Papaver somniferum (opium poppy) is the source of this 966-nucleotide messenger RNA. RefSeq lists its product as uncharacterized. Lineage: Eukaryota; Viridiplantae; Streptophyta; Magnoliopsida; Ranunculales; Papaveraceae. The record is from RefSeq and is a predicted model, not a curated record. The transcript has 4 exons. Bases 1 to 966 code for a protein of 321 amino acids.
AUGUUUCUACAAAAGGCUGAGAAUGGGUAUCUUUCAGAUGGUACUGCAAGUGAGAGAAGUGAUGAUGGUGCAAGUGAUGAUAAGGAUGCUGAAAGUGAUGGUGAUGAUGCUGAAAGUGAUGGUUGUGAUCCAAACUUUGGUGAGGUGGAGGUUGAGAAUGACAAGGAAGAGGACCAUUAUGGGGACUUGAUCUCUGACAGAGAAGAAGAAGGAGAGGCAGCUGAACAGAUGUUCCAUGAGGGAGUUACUUUUGAACAACUGGAUCCUUAUAGCCUUGUGAAGGGAAGCAAGUUUGUGAUCAAGAAAGCAUUAAAGAAGCAUUUGAGGGUCUAUUUUAUGAAGCAUAAACACCAGGUUAAUUUUAGUGAUUCAAACAACUAUAAGAUUAGGGUGAAGUGCAUUCAUCAUCAUAAGACCAAAUGUCCUAUGUUCAUUUAUGGAAGAGUUAUGAAGGGUGAAGGAAAUACAUUCACUCUAAUAAGUUGGAAUCUGAAGCACACAUGCAAUGAAGAUGUCAAAGGGGAGAACAGAUGUGCAAAUCCAUCAUUUGUAGCUGAUUGGUACAUGGAAAGGCUGGAGACUCUUGGCAAUAAAAAUAACAUCCCUGAUCCUGAGUCAUUGGCCAAUGAGUUCAACAAAACAAUGAAGGUGAACAUUAAGUACCAUACAGCCUGGAGAGCAAGAAAUAUUGUGUUGCAGAAGCUUUAUGGCAGCUAUGAGGAGCAGUACAAGAAAAUUCCUGCAUUCUGUGAAAUGGUGAAGGAAAAAAUGGCUGACAGUGUAGCUAGUUUCUCAUAUGAAACCACAGACAACACAUUCUUGUCAAUGACACUCUGCUUCAAGCCUGUUAUAGAAGGAUUCUUCGUUGGAUGUAGGAAAGUCAUUGGAUUGGAUGCUUUCCAUUUGUAUGGGAAGUAUGGUGGUGUGUUAAUGGCUGCAACAGGUCUAGAUGGUCAGAAUGGUUGA